AUGGCGACAGGACUGUUCGCGUCCCUGCCAAAGCCAAAAUACACCGGCGAACAUGAAGAAGUUCCACUCCACGCCCAACCGAAGGGACCCCGAAUUGUUGGACCCGGCGUCGUUGAUGAAUCUCAGAUCGUCUUGAAGCGCGCUGGACCCCCUGCCUACGGCCAAAGAUCGGGAUGGCGACCUCGAUCAGCAGAAGACUACGGCGACGGCGGUGCGUUCCCCGAAAUCCCCGUCGCACAGUACCCUCUCGACAUGGGCCGGAAAGGGACAUCGUCAACCUCCAACGCUCUGGCAAUCCAGGUCGACGCCGAGGGCAAGGUGAAAUACGACGCCAUAGCACGACAGGGGCACAGCGAGAGUCGAAUCAUCCAUUCCAGUUUCAAGGAUUUGAUUCCAUUACGGCAGCGCGCUGAUGCCGGAGACAUCAACCUCGACCGUCCCACCCAAGAAGAAGCACAAGCGACGGCCGAACGCACGAAGCAGGCUCUCGAGAAACUCGUCUCAGGCGCGGUGGCAGCGCAACGGCCGAAAAACGUAAAGGGCGUCACCAGAGAAGAACCCACUUACGUGCGCUACACCCCCGCCAACCAGAUGGGUGACACGUCCAAGAAGAACGACCGCAUCUUUAAGAUCGUCAAGAGACAGGAAGAUCCCAUGGAACCUCCGAAGUUCAAGCAUAAGAAGAUCCCUCGGGGUCCCCCUUCGCCCCCGCCGCCCGUGAUGCAUUCCCCGCCCCGCAAGUUGACGGCGGAAGACCAAGAAGCCUGGAAGAUCCCGCCGCCCAUCAGCAACUGGAAGAAUCCCAAGGGCUACACCGUCCCGCUGGACAAGAGACUAGCAGCAGACGGGAGAGGUCUGCAAGACGUGACGAUUAAUGACAAAUUCGCCCAAUUCGCAGAGGCGCUCUUCACCGCGGACCGCCACGCGAGAGAGGAAGUCCGGCUGCGGGCUCAAAUGCAGCAGAAACUAGCCGAGAAGGAGAAACUGGCCAAGGAGGAUCAUCUGCGCGAGAUGGCGCGAAAGGCAAGGGAGGAAAGGCAACGGAACAACGAAUCCGGACCUUCACGCCGGUCGAGGACGAGAUCGAGAUCGAGAUCGAGAUCAUAUUCCGAUUCCUCUGACGGGGGGCGCUCUCGGAGCGGUUCCGAAGACGAAUCCGCGCGAGAACGAGAACGCGCCCGCCGGGAGCGCCGUGCCGAAAACGAGCGCCAACUCCGCCAGUCGCGCAUGGGCACGGAAAAACGCAUGCAAAUGCUAGCGCGCGAACAGAACCGCGACAUCUCGGAGAAGGUCGCCCUGGGAUUGGCGAAACCGACGCAGAACAAGGAGACCAUGUACGAUUCCCGGCUGUUCAACCAGACCAGCGGGUUCGACAGCGGGUUCAACGAGGAUCAAGCGUACGACAAGCCGCUCUUUGCGGCGCAUGAUGCGAUCAAUUCGAUUUAUAGACCGACCGCCGGUGGGGCCGACGAGGAGGAAUACGGCGACGACGCCGCGGCCGGGGAGAUGGGCAAGAUCAGCAAGAGUAAUCGAUUUGAAGUGUUGGGUCGUGCAAAGGAGGGCUUUAAAGGCGCGGAUGUGGCGGAACGGGAAGCCGGGCCCGUCCAGUUCGAGAAAGACAAGGACGAUCCUUUUGGGAUUGAUAGCCUGAUUGGCGAGGAGAGGGAUCGAGCGAGAGGGAGCGACAAAGAUUCCGGCAAAGGGAAGAAAAGAUAUGGACUCGACACGGGCGAGGAUAGGGAUCGGGAAGAAAGAGACGAGAGGAGGAAGAGGGCCAGGGUGGAUGAUGAUUAG
Messenger RNA from Cladophialophora carrionii CBS 160.54, 1794 nucleotides. RefSeq names its product pre-mRNA-processing protein 45. The transcript is spliced from 2 exons. Bases 1 to 1794 code for a protein of 597 amino acids. The record is from RefSeq and is a predicted model, not a curated record. Gene Ontology annotation, biological process: mRNA splicing, via spliceosome. Gene Ontology annotation, cellular component: spliceosomal complex. Lineage: Eukaryota; Fungi; Ascomycota; Eurotiomycetes; Chaetothyriales; Herpotrichiellaceae.